This is a messenger RNA of Solenopsis invicta (red fire ant), 7634 nucleotides long. RefSeq names its product zinc finger CCHC domain-containing protein 2. NCBI's taxonomy places the organism in Eukaryota, Metazoa, Arthropoda, Insecta, Hymenoptera, Formicidae. The coding region runs from base 843 to 3500 and encodes 885 amino acids. The transcript is spliced from 8 exons. Gene Ontology annotation, molecular function: nucleic acid binding; zinc ion binding. The record is from RefSeq and is a predicted model, not a curated record.
UAAAAGCGAGAGAGAGGGGGAGGCAGAGAAAGAGGAAAAGAGAGCAGUGAAUUCGCGAGUUAUUGGCAGCGAGAGAGUACGCGUGAGUAGUACGGAGCAGCAGAUAUAUACUCCAUAUCGUGCGACGUGCAUUGUGCGUCUCUCGCGGAAAUACCCGGAGAAGUUAGGGGGCUACCCGUAAGCGCGCGGCCGUUCACGCGCCUGGUUGCCCGCCCGCUCGCUCGCUCCGUACGCGCGCGAGAGAGAGAAAGAGAGAGAGAGAGAGAGAGAGGUUCGCCGUCGUCCUCGCCGUGGUGCCGUACGCACGGAUAACAACGCGCGGGGCCUCGCGAUCACGCUCGUCAACUCUCGCUUUCGUCGCCAGCUCCGAUUGGACGUCGGGUCGCCGUCGUUGUCCCACGGUGGUGUCCGAUAUCUCCCACGUCUGCCACGGCGAAUGUGGAAGCUCAACGCCGCGUUACGGCUGCCGUGCCACCGCCGUCGUCGCUGCCGCUACUGUGCAUCUUAUCGUGCGCCCGCGGUGUCGUCCAUCGUUUGUCCGCGCCGCUGGAGGAUUUCGCCGACGGGUAUCAUCGCGUGGCUGUGAAACGGUUCUCGUACGCGGGGAUCUGAUUGUCAUCCCGAUUGUGCGGUGCCCUCGGAGAACAAGAACGAGAAGUAGAGAGAGAGAGAGAGAAGAGGGAGAGAGAGAGAAAGAUAGUGCGAGCCGGAGAAGAAGAGGGAGUGAGAGAGAGACGGCCAGAUAGAGGGAGAGAAAACGAGAGAGAGAGGCCGCCCGCUGGUUGUCCGCUCCGUUGCACCACACUUUCCUCCCACCCAAGUGGUAUCAAUGUUGUCUGGCAAUGGUGUGUAAGGAGAACGUGGUAUCAUGGUUUGGGAAUCUGUCCAGUUAUAAACGUAUCGAUGUAAUGUGCACAUUGCUGAACAUGUGCUUGCCGUUUGAAGUACGAUACCUCGGCACGUGCGUCGAGGAUAUCGGUAAGCGGGACUACAAUGACCUACGUGAUACAGAACACCAUGCAAACAGCGUCUCAGAGCUGGCGGAGUUGACAACUGCCAGCGUGACAGAUAAACGCACGCGGAGAAAACUGGCUCUCUAUAUGGCAUUAUUGCACUCGUGCAACUACGCCUGUGCGGUAAUCCUGUACAAGAAUUUGGCGAACUUCGACCCUCAAGAGGUCACUAACCUGUUGAAUGGGACCACCUUUAACGUGGACGACCAACCUCUGGAAGAGUUGCUCUUGCUGUAUACGAUGGCACUGAAUCAUCCGGCCUUCACAUACGAGCAAAAGAGCGUAUUCGGCAACAUAUUUAUCAAGCUCCAGGAAGAAGAAGCUCGUCUGAAUCUUAAGAUGAACUCUUCUUUCAAAUCAACACAAUUUAAAUUUAUGCAGGGCUGUACACCGUGCAUGAAUACAAACGAAAGAUUAAUGGAGCCUGAGAUACCAGGUAGCUGUUUAAUGCCGCCACCGCCAAUGCAAUCUUAUCAUGGAGAAAUGGGGAUGAGGAAUAAUACUAUGGUCACUGGAGUACCACCUGGUCUUACGAUACCUCCACCAGGAUUAUGUUUGCCUGGUCCAGAGCAAAUGCCUAUGGGAUCCGGCGGUACUACGCAAUUCGUUCAACUUGGUUUUCCAUCCAUGAACCAUAUGCCUCCUUGGACAAGUCCGGUUAUGAUGGGAAACCAGCUGAUGUACCAUCCCAGCGAUGUGUUAGCUUAUCCUCCUUCCCCCUUAGUCAGUCGCCAAUCCUCGCCAUCCCAGUCACGAUCUCCUAGUCGAAGUAACUCGCCGAUGGGUCGCGGCAGGACUAAUGCUAACUCGCGCGUCUCGUCCUCGCAAUCUACCCAAUCCACCUCGACCAGUCUCACAUCGUCGAGUGUCUCAAAUAGCCAAACGAGCAGCUCUAUUUCAAACACUACUAGUAACAGCAGUAACUCCCUGCCACCUCUACCAACACCCGGCGCGAGCAGAAGUCUUCCUAGUCAAUCGCCGUUACUCCCAUCAUCGCGAUCCGUUCCUCUGUCUAACACGAGCUCGUCGGGUUUCUCUCGACAUAACCUCGACAACGCUCAAUCGUCUACUCUGAUCUCGGCAACUCAAUCAAAACAGCCCCCACCACCACCACGACUUAGAUCAUCCAAUUCCGGCGAUUCCCUUCGAGAGACGCUGGGUAAAGAGAUGCCAAAUUAUAAGGGCAAUCUGCCGAACUUCUCUCGCGAGGAGAUCAGAAGAUUGAGUGACGAAGACUUAAGGGACAUUGGCUUGACACCAAACGCAGUGGGACAGUUGAGGAAUAUAGUUAAAAGUCAAACUAGUAAUGGCUUAAAUCAGAUUUCAACAGAUAAGAAGCUGGAUAGCGGAAGCAGCUCACAUUUACUUGCCGAAUCAAUUGAAAAUGAGGCAUCAGGCACGGAGGUUUUGGGUGAUUCAAGCAGUAGUACAAGCGGGAAAUCAAUGCCAUUACACGAACAGCAUCCGGCAAUGCAUCCAUAUCACAUGACUAUUCCACAUCUUCGACGGUGGAAUACUGGCACGCCGAUAGAUUCCACGCAUGGAGUGUAUCCUGCAUCAACGCAAGUGUAUCAGAACUUACCGUGUUAUUGUCUCACUGGACCAGUACCAACUGGAAUGCAAAAUCGAUUUUUAAAAUGUAAUGCUCCGCAAAUGUAUUGCCAAUUGCAACUGCAGGCGCUACGACUUGAGGACAAUCGGCAGGGUUCUCAAAGCAGCAGUUCCGAUAGUACUGAUAGUAGAUCGCCUCCCGAGACGCCACCGGCUGCGCCAUGGGUCAGUGGCAGCGGCGGCGGUGACAAUAAUGUCGCGCCGCCUGUUACUGAUCACAUAAGUUCCGCGCCGGUGCAUUCUACGGCGACGGCACCGUCGCAUGUCGUGUCAGCACCUCAGCAGUCGUCAAUGCAAUCAUCAGUACCACCGGAGAGCAGGCAACUUACCAGAAAGAAUUCGCAGACACGCCCAAUGCGACAGAAGAGUCAGGGAAUACUGAACGGGGCCGGUAACGGAAACGGCGGACCGCCGAGUUUAUCGCAUUGCGUCUCCUUUCCGGCGCCACCGACACACUCGCAGUUCACGUAUCUGCCGCACGGCCAUUUCCCAGCGAUACGGCCCAGUAGCGGUAUUUAUUCCAACUUCUUGCACGGACCAUCACGACCAGCGUAUCAGCCAGCGUAUCAACCGAACGGCGAGAUUAUGUAUCCGUAUACAGCUCAUCCCGUGUCCGGUAGUACUCCACCGCCGCCACCGAACGCGGCUGCCGCGGCGUCAGUACAAGCGUCAUACAUGCCACCUACGUCGGUGGUGACGUAUGCAGCGGCGGUAAUACCACAGACAAAGAUUUCCUGUUAUAAUUGCGGCAGUAACAGUCACCUCGCGGUAGACUGCAAGGACCAGACGAUGGAAGACAUUACGAAGAAAGCCCAAUACCGACUGGAUUAUACGAUAAUGAAGCAGCCUGGGGAGUGCCCGAGUUCCGACAAGUGAUCCCCUGCCAUGGACCACUCUGCUACCACUCGUCACAAUUCUCACCACCACUGUAACCGCAACUAUUGCCAUCAUCGUCAUCACCAAUAUCACCAGCGCUAUCAUCUUCAUCAUCACCGUUACCAUCACUAUCACGAUCACCAGCACAUCUGCCAUUGUAACCACCAAUACGCCAAUGCAAACCGAUUUAAGGACAAGAUGUUGCGAGAUGACAACCGCUACCGUUCCUCCUUUCGCUUUUCGGUAAUUUUUCUAAAUACCUUAUUCUACAAUCAGCGUGAUGAUGAUGAUACUAGUGUGAAUACCGAUGCUAAUAAUGACGAUGUCGAUGACGCUAAGUACGACGCCAAGUACGACAAUGACAGCGACGAAAUUUUUCUAACUGAGAAUAUUUCGCGGUUUAUGGUACGGGGUAUAUCUUUUGCAAGUUCUUAUGUAUGAUAGUGAUUGAAAAGUGAUCUAACUAAAUGUAACAUAUAAUGUAGUAGUAUUGUACAAAGAAAGAGCAAAAGCGAAACGAGAAAUAAUUGAAAGAUCGCGUUAUAUAAUACAAUGUCUUGUCUGUGUUUCUUUUACUGCAGGACACGUUUCGAGAGAUUUUUGGGUUUAAAAUAGUGACUCAUGUUACUGUUGUGACGUUUAUCGGCUACAUAUCGCUGUGACUCCCAUCUUAGCAGUGUUUCUAUUUUUUUCACCCUAAAUUCUCUUAACGAGUAGCCAUAAAAGAAACGCAAAGGAAACGGGUAAAAAAAACGUAUUGUGCCCCAAACAGAGAUGGAAGCGAAAAUUAUACGAGAUUCGACUAUAUUUAGCAAUCGAUACUUUAACUUUUAAUCUACUAUGUCUACACUAUUACUAUUAAACUAUAAUUAUUACUACUAUCGCCGUUGCGUCACGACGUUUUUAUGUACAUAUAUUUUUCUCAACUCUUACGUGCGCGAUGAACCGAUAAUGACAUGUGAAAAGAAAAAAAGCGUGUAAUAUAUAUGAAAUAGUAUACAGAGUACGUCUGUUGUGUGCGAUGUGUGUGCGUGCAUGUGUUACGUAUGUGUGUACGCGCAAAGAAAAUAGAAUGCGAAAGGCAGAAAAAAAAAACGAGAAAACGAUAAAAAGGGAAGAAAAAAAGUAGCAGGGAGAGAGAAAAAUGAAAUUAGUGAAGGAACAACGUACCAAAAGUGUUCGAUUAUCUAGCUGCCGUUGCGCUCCUCUGUGUGUGUUUGUUUCGCUUAUGUGUGCGUGUGUGUAUGUGCGUGCAUGCGUGCGUGCGUUUGUAGUAAAAUCAUGAAAUAUAUGUUAUAUAUAUUCUAUAUAUAAUAUAUAUUUUGUAAUUAUACAUAUGUAUUUGCUGCUCACAACUUGUUUCUUAUCUUGUACUUGUAGUUAGACGGCGAUUCUCAUAUUAUUUAUACACGAGUAGUCAUGCGAUUGCACGUGCAUUUGAAACGAUUUUAUACGACUUUUAUCGAUUGCCCAUGUAUUUGAGCGUAAUCAACGUUAAGCUUUUUUACGCGUUUGGUUGCAGCAAUUAAUGUGUUAAGCGUGGUUAACUAAAUCCUCUGUACAUUUGUAUUUAUCUAUAUUAUGAAACUGUUAUUUAAAAUAGAAGAAUCGCGCUGUCUUAAAAACUGCAAAUUUUUAAGAGGCGUAUUUUCAUGACGCAAAUUUCAGGGUAUCUUCAAAUUGACUCAGCAAAAUAUAUAAGUAUGAUAUAUUUUACACUCUAAAUCUAAAGUUUUGUGUCAGUUUUUCCACCCUUUUUUUUAGAACAUCACCUAUAUAAAACAAUAGCAUUUGUUUAGUUUUAAGCAAAAUACCCAGCGUAGCAUACUACAUAUUUUGUGACGCAAGUUUCUAGACACGUUUUUCUUCUGAUUUAUAUUGUUACAUCUGUUAUGCAAACAUUGAUCUUGUUUAGUACGUUGAGAAACGAAAUGGAUUAGUUAACCAAAGCUGCAACACUGUUGAUGCAAUGGAUUCUUAGGGAGCAACGCAGGGUAAAGCUGAAUAUGAGUGUAGUGACAGCCCGCUAGCAAAAUUGCUAGUUAAAAUGAUCAUUCGGAUUUUCAUCAGCGAAUGCGAAACAGCUCGAACCCUUUGUAUAUGGACGAACUUUUAUGGUUGAAUCUUAAAGACGAAAGCUCUCCUCCUCACAGAAUCAUAUAUUUUCUUGUACGAACGGUCGUAAUAUGCAAAAAAGUGAUUUUUGAUUAAAAAAAAAUGUAAAAAUGAGAGAUGAUAGAUAGCAAUGAACAGGAUAGUUGGAAAAUAUAUUACGUAGAUGAAGAGAAAAAUGGAGGAAAUUGUGCUAUUUGUAAGAAAGUUACGGGAACGACUAAAAUGCUAUUAUAUAGCGUUGAUAAGCCAAAUCGGACAUUCUCUGAAGGAUAUUUAAUAUGUUCUCAUAUUUAAUUUUUUUAAGUAAUUAUCAAACUCUUUAUUAUUAUGGCAAGGUGUUAUUGAUUAAAAUAAAAUUCUAUUGUUUAUCAUGGUAAAUAUCAAGUUAAAUAAAUUUUGUGUAAUAAAAUAAUGUAUUUGUUCGAUUAUUAGAAGUUGCUAACAAAAAUCGCUUUUUCUAGUUGUGCAAGUAGUAGAAAUAACACAUUGUUGUUUCAUGUUAGUAUCAUUGCGAUUUCCAUAUAAAUAUAAAGGAAUAAAUACAAACAAAUUAAUAAAAUGUCCGGUGAGGCUUUACGAUUUGAAAAUAAGCUGCAAAGUUUUUUUGAAUGUUUGAUUUGUGACAAUUUAUUUUUUUCAUUAUAUAACUGAGUUUUUUAUUAAAUAUAACUUAAGAAUGUAAUUAAGAAAAACGAAUUGCUUGAAAAUCAAGACAUUAUAGAGAAAAAGUUAUUUCAUAUUGAAUAUUAACAGUUUUUGACAAAUUUGACCUGUGAGGAAUGCAAGAAAAAAGAAAUUUUAACAUAUACAUUUUUAAAAAUAAAGUUUACUGUCACCAAGAUUACCUAAUAUUAAUUAAUGAAACGAAUAAUAUACAAUUUCACUUGAAGCAUUUAUUAAAAAAAGAUUAAUUCUUUACUCACGUUAUUCUGCAUUCAUUACAAGUCUGGAAGAAAAAUCGAUUAGAUAAUUCUUUCACAUAUUUGUUACAUACUUUGCACUAAUUGUUUUCCAUAGUUCUCGUGUGCAGCAUUUUUUUCGCAUUCGAGUAAAUUUCUGCGAGAAAAGAUCAAUGGCCGAAAUAUUGUUCCUGGAAAAAUGUUGGCCCUAGCUUGUUUGUUACUAAAACCAGCCCCGAAUUAAUAUUAAAAGGGUUGACGAUUGGGCAUUAGAUAUUGCAGUUCCUGUUACUGUUAAAAAUUACAAGAAUGUUAGAAGAGCGGCUGUCGUAUAUGUAUAUACAAUUGCUAGAAAGGUUGACAAAAAGGGCUUGAUCUUCGCGGUUCUUUAUUUCUUUUUUCAUACAAUUACACAUCCGAAAUAAAGCCGAUCAUCGAUAUGUUUCGACACUGAUUUAAAUAAUUUUUACCUUUAUUUUGAUUGUGUUUUUUGACAUAAUUUUAAGGCUGUAUUUUGAUUAAUCCAAGUCGUUUCGACAGAAAAAUUUUUCUAAUUAAGCAAGCUAAGAGCACAAUGGCUGGAAAAUGAAAGGAAAGAGUACAAGACUCUAUCAAAUAAUAUCAAGGUUACUAGUUAAAAAUUUGAUAGGGGUCAAAACAAUCGCUUUGACUUCUCGAGUGUUAAGACAAGUUGAUUACGUCCGUUGUUAAAUAUAUAUCAACAAAAUGUGUCGAACGAAAUUUGUAUAGCGACUGUGAAUAAUACAUAUUACUGUUCAUAAGUUGUGAAUAUGGAUGAAUUAAAAAAAAAGUUUAUAGAAAAGAUGAAUCAAAAAGAAAAACUCACGAGAUACUCUAGAUUAGAUUACGCAUUUGUCACAAAAAUGUAAAGGGAGUACAAGAUGUAUAGUAAAAAAAUAAUAAAAUUAUAAAUAAAAGAAAAAGAUUUAGAACUUUAAGAGCGUACUCUUCUAAAGGAAUAAGAAAGCCUUACGUUUAAGUGCGUACAGCUUAUUGUUAGCAUGUAUUUAAUCUUUCGCAAAUACUUAAAUGUAAUUAUAUUCCUGUAAACUUAAUUAUAUUAUUGGAAAUACUUAAAUGUACUUUAUAUAUCGACUAA